GUGUGCUAAGCUGUCUUAGUCAUACUUUGUCAUUAAGAGUGUUUGGUUUUAUUAUGACGCCACUUUUCAGUCUUAUUAAUCAACAGUGUUGGUUAUUGUAGAAAAGCAUUAUCAGCAGUAGUUUAUAUAAUGUUGAUAUAAAGAAAUUUUCUGUACUCAGACCGUGUGCAGAAGCCCAAAGUAACAGUGAUGUGUACAGGCGAUAAGACAAAAGUCUCUUUUACUUGUUAUGUUAUUAAGAGUGAAAAUAAUUUUCAGAUCAAAUGGUUUAUGGGUGAUAAACCUGUGGCAGAAAAAGAGACUGGCAAGGAGCUGACAAGGCCAGUCAAAGACGUGCUAAAUGCUCGUUUCUCUUGCAAUGUUUCUAACCCCGUCAGCUCUGAGAUCAGUCAGCCUGUUCAACAAGACUGCAUUAAGCCCUCUGAUCACAGUGGCAUCUGGAUCGCUGUGGGCAUUUGUAUUUGUUUGGUGGUAAUCCUUGUUGUCGUCAUUUGCUGUGUCCAGUCCAGACGGAAAAAGCGGAUUAAAAAAAUCCAGGAGGAGGAGCUUCGUUUGCAGAUCACUCAGUAACAGCAGCAACAUCAGCAGCAGCUGUAGUGAGCUGGCCUGCAACACUCAAAUAACUGAUCACCACCAUCACGACCAGCAGCAUCCCAGAACCUCUGAGUGAGACAACAGAAAAAAUACAAUCAUUAUCCAGCCUCAGUGCUGAGAUGAAACGGUGUGUUUAGGACCCCUCGUUUGUUUACACUGACUGUAUAAACUGGGUUAAAUGUGCACACAAUAAUGGAGCAGGUUAAUAAACUCAUAUAGACGAUCAGUCUAAACAAGUGCUAAUCAGUAUUUGAUCAACAUUGAUGGACUCAUUUUUAUUAAAGACUCAUGUGUUACAGUGUUUUUAAAAGAUGUGGAAAAACUAGAUUAUUCUUGGAAUACUAUCGUCUACUUGUCUGUGUGGAAAAGCUUGUUCUUGUAAAAAUGUGAUGACACUUAUAUUUUGACUUUUUUAACAUUUUUUCUACUUUUGUUUUUCCUGUAGGUUUUUUAAAAUGUUACCUUUAAACAGUUGUAAUUUAGCAUAGCAUAGCAUGGCCAUCUCUGUAGUCCUCUUGCUUGUGAACUCUGGGAUUUGUAUUACAACCAAAGUAUCUCAAAGCCAUGGCAGUCCUUUACUGUUUCUGUUUUAAACUGCUUGAAAGGGACUGACUUGUAUUUUCAGACCUAUGAAUUCUGCCAUAAACAUCUGUUUGAAAUGUUUUGUGUUCCUCUUCUGUUUGACAAAAAGUUCUGCUUCUAUUUUUUUAAUCAGUAAUACUCUAAUGUGAAUAAUAAGCAUGGCCUUCCUUAUGAACGCAUCAACAGUUCAUGUCCUCGGAUAGUUUUGCCACGUGUGGAAAAAGUGUAUAAUUAUAUUUGGAUAUAUUUUUGCAAAAGGCUGUGAUUUUUCCUGCUGAAGUAUUUCUUCAGCUUUCCAAGGAUUUACCCAUGAACUCCUGCAGCUAGAUGGUACCAGAAGGUAUAUUUUGCUAUCUGAUCACAUGGUUGUAUAACAUAUUGACACUGGUCUCACUUCUGCCCUUGGAUUCUGUUAUUCGUGUUU
Messenger RNA from Maylandia zebra (zebra mbuna), 1600 nucleotides. The record is from RefSeq and is a predicted model, not a curated record. Lineage: Eukaryota; Metazoa; Chordata; Actinopteri; Cichliformes; Cichlidae.